AUGAUCUGCAAGCUUGUGGUUGUGGUUGGGGUGUACGUCCUUCUUCAGGGUGCUGAAGGCACAAGCCGAGGGGGGAGGACGGUGACUUUCCACCGGACUCAGCAGGAUGACAGCCAGGGCCAAGCGCGCCCUAGGAGGGACAGCAGCCCCCCCAAGCCCAUUCACAGUCCUACCUUCACCUCCUGCCGGACCCCCCUAACACCAGCCGAGCACAAGGUCCUGGAUGACAAUACACAUGAGACAGGGUUUAACGGUGAUGAUGGCUCCCAUGUGAUCCUCACAUGGGUGGGUGAUGGCACUGGAGUCAUCCUGGUGCUGUCAACAUUUAGUGCUCCGAUAGAUUCUUUCAUAGAAGGAGGCUCCUCAAGACUUUAUAGAAGCACGGAUUACGGGAAAUCCUUCCAUGACAUUUCCCAUCGGAUCAACAACACCUUCAUAAGGGAGGAGUUUGGAGUCAGUGUUGGACCAGGGAGCUCUGUGAUAUUGAUAGCGGACAUACCGUUGGACAACAGAGGCGGGAUCAUCUUCACCUCCACGGAUGCCGGUGCGACCUUCAAGUUCAUCCAACUGCCGUUCCACCUGGCUCAGCCAAUCACGUACCACUUCCUUAACCCUGAUUACCUUGUGGCCCUCAGCAUUGAUGACGGUCUGUGGCUCUCUCUGGACUUUGGCGCCAAGUGGACAAAAGUUCAUGAUGAGGUAUUUUCUUUCUCAUGGGGUGCUGGCGUUAAUUUGUUCUUCAGCUGCAGCCGAACAGACACAUUUAAGGCAGAUGAGAGGGGGGAUUUAGUGCUGAAGAGGACAAAAGAUCUGGGGAACACCUUCACCACAAUCCACGAGGACAUCUACAGUUUUGGCUACAUAGGAGCCUUUCUCUUCUUCUCUGUGAUAAGUAGUUCGAGAUCCCCUCGUGUCAUGUAUUUCUCAUCAGACCAAGGAGACACCUUCAGUCGAGCGCUGCUCCCUUCUGCCUCCACUGAGCAGUUCUACUCCAUCUUGGAUGGAGAUGAAGAUAUGCUCUUCAUGCAUGUGGACAACCCAGGAGACACUUUCUUUGGGACCAUGUACACGUCAGAUGACCGUGGCAUCCUUUUCUCCAAAUCACUAGAGCGCCAUCUCUUUGAUGGGCAGCGGAAGAGCGACUUCACCAACAUAACUUCACUGAGAGGAGUCUACCUCACGAACAAACUAGACGAAGAUGGCUGUAUACGAUCUGUCAUUUCCUUUAACAGAGGAGGGAUGUGGAGGCAACUUAACAAACCUGAGAAUCUGGAAUGUGGAGAACACGUCAAGAAUUGCAACCUUCACAUUCAUGGAGAACACAGUCGCAACAACCGCAUCGUUCCCAUGCUGGCUCUGUCUGAGCCAACUGCUAUUGGUCUGGUUAUCGCCCAUGGUACUGUAGGUGACUGUCUGUCAUCGUCACAGCACCCAGAUGUGUUUGUCUCCUCAGACGGGGGUUAUAGCUGGAGGGGGACACUGAGGGGUACUCACCACUACAGCAUAUUGGACUCUGGGGGUCUCAUUGUGGCUGUGGAGGCCCAGCAUGAAGGACAAGUGAAGACUAUCAAGUUCUCCACAGACGAGGGCCAGUGCUGGAAAUCCUACAACUUUACCGAGCAGCCUUUCUUCUUUGCAGGCCUGGCAUCCGAGCCGGGGACCAAGGCCAUGAGUGUCAGUGUGUGGGGCUUCCGGCCUGAGGAAGACGGUCAGCCCAUGUGGGUGGCCGUCACCAUUGAUUUCCAGAGCCUCAUUACAAGAGAGUGUAAUGACCAGGACUAUGAAGAGUGGUUGGCUCACUCUACAAAUGGAGGAGACCUGGAGAGAAAUGGCUGCAUCUUGGGUGUCAAAGAGACUUAUAGGAGGCUAAAGAAACAAUCCAUGUGCAGAAAUGGGAGAGGCUAUGUGGUGAGCAAGAAGCAAAGCCCCUGCCUGUGCACCAGAGAAGAUUACUUAUGCGACUAUGGUUACUAUCGUCACGUAAACACCUCAGAGUGUGUGAGACAAUCCAGCACUGAAAAUAUAAGCUUGGAGCGCUGUCUGAAUGGAGAGGAGGAUGAGCUUCUGACAGCGGGGUACCGUAAGGUCCCGAGUGAUCGUUGUGAGAGGGGCUUCACUCCUCAGCUCGCAGUGCAGACAGUCAUCAGACCCUGUGGUGUUACACCCAACCCUAGUCCACCUGCCAGGCCAUCGUCUACAGUCACGCACUUUGACACACCGCAAGAGAGGCUGGUGUUGAUCCUGGUGUGUGCAGGAGCUGGAGUCAUUGUCCUGGUAGCUAUCGUUUCCGCCGUCUAUGCUGUCAGGAGGAUGGUUUACAGAAACAGGACACCAGAGUACCGUUUCUCCAAUCUCCGGCUUCAGGAUGAUGAUAACAACAUCACAGCAGAUCUUGAAAGCACCACCAGUAGCAAUGGCAUUGCCUCUCAGCCGGACUCAGAUGAUGAUCUUAUUGAUUGACACAACACAUUUGAAUGGAUGUAAUAAAUUUUCACUUUUGAAAGUAGCUGUGGUGAAAAAGACUGCCAACGGCAUUUUGUUGGACCCUUCAUGGCAAGUUCUGACUAUUUGAAUGACAAGCAUGAUGAUGCCUUGAGCUUUACUUUGCUUACUGUUUGAUUUGUACAGUAUUUUUGUAUUUUAAUUUGACUCUGUGUUGCAACAUCUUUGUAUUUUCUGAUCAAUGUGAAAACAAACAAGACAAUCCUGAAAAUGUGCAUUUGUAAAAAAAACAUAACAAAAUACAGCAUAUUGUUAUGUGUUCUUUCUGUUGUGUAUGUUACAGUUUUAAAUAGCUAUGCCAUGAUCAGAACAAUACGCAAUAAACCUUUCAAAGAUC
Messenger RNA from Micropterus dolomieu (smallmouth bass), 2839 nucleotides. RefSeq names its product sortilin. Gene Ontology annotation, molecular function: protein binding. Gene Ontology annotation, biological process: vesicle organization; endocytosis; Golgi to endosome transport. The record is from RefSeq and is a predicted model, not a curated record. Gene Ontology annotation, cellular component: Golgi apparatus; membrane. The transcript has 21 exons. Bases 1 to 2460 code for a protein of 819 amino acids. Lineage: Eukaryota; Metazoa; Chordata; Actinopteri; Centrarchiformes; Centrarchidae.